Messenger RNA from Guillardia theta CCMP2712, 670 nucleotides. RefSeq lists its product as hypothetical. Lineage: Eukaryota; Cryptophyceae; Pyrenomonadales; Geminigeraceae. The transcript is spliced from 7 exons. Bases 22 to 606 code for a protein of 194 amino acids. The record is from RefSeq and is a predicted model, not a curated record.
GCGACCCAGGAGAUGCGAACCAUGGUUCGACUGGUGGGGCUCAUGGCUUGUCUCGUGCACUUGGCCGCAGGUUUCGUCAUGCCGGGAAGAUUGGGUUUCUGUUCAUCAAGAAGAAGUGUGCAAGGAAAGUGUUUGCAGAUCAGAAUGGGCAGAUGGGAUAGUCCGACAUGGAGAUGGGGUUACUCCCAAGGAGAUGCGCAUGACUUGGCCUUUCAGCUCAGGACGAAGUUGUUUGACGAGAAUUCUAGAAUGGAUUGGUUGAGAAACUUGGUCAACGGACAGAGCGUAGAGUGGGAAGAUGUCAAAGUCGUGCUCGGACUUUUGUGGCAACGAGCCAACCGUGAAGCUUGGCAAGGCUCGGACUAUUACAACGACAUCUUGAACAGGAUGGUAGCCGCACACUACGAGGGUUCUCAAGAAUCCGACAAAGUGCUCAUGGCAGACAUGGAAGAAGGUUUACAUCGCAUCUCAGCAUAUCAGGACAUGGAUGUGCUCAUGGAGAUCCUUGGGCAGGCAGAUGGAGACUUCACAAGUCAUGACUUCGAUCGGAGGCUCGUUGCCCUGCGAGUGUUUAUGGGGUUCGACUUUGUGAAGAGUGGGAUCUGACAUACAUUGCAAUGUACGAUCACAGCGAUAUUUGAUUCCGAUUUUAUUGAAUCAUAACUUGAAA